UCGCUGGAGAGCAAAGAAGAGGAGAGAGGCGAAAAAAAGCAGUGAAAUGGUGUAAAACCUGAGCAAGUCCAAGCCGAGUCAGCGGACAACUGAGGAGGGACGACGCAGGAGGAUUAUUUUUCACAGCAUAAUUACUAUUAAAGUCAGUAAACUCCCGCUUUUUGAUGCUGUCCUCACGGAGGUUUGAGCCAAUAACGGACUUAUUGGUCGGCUGAACCAUGCAGAGGCUGCUGCUCCUGAGUUUGGUGUUGAGUUUUCAAACUGUGUGGACAGCGAGGUUCUCUCAGGAGCCGGCAGACCAGUCGGUGGUGCGGGGCCAGAGGGUGAUCCUGUCCUGUGUUGUCUUCAACUACUCAGGCAUUGUUCAGUGGACCAAAGAUGGCCUGGCUCUGGGCAUCGGAGAAGACCUCCGGGCCUGGCCCAGGUACCGUGUGCUGCGCGUGCAGGAGUUGGGCCAGUACAACCUGGAGAUCCUGUCAGCUGAUCUGUCUGAUGACUCCCUGUACGAGUGCCAGGCCCCUGAUGCUGCCCUGAGGUCCAGGAGGGCCAAACUCACCGUCCUCAUCCCCCCAGACAUCCCAGUGAUCGAUGGGGGUCCGGAGGUUUUGCUGAAUGCGGGGGAGUCCUACAACCUGAGCUGCGUGUCUCGAGGGGCUAAACCGCCUUCUAUGAUCGAGUGGCUUAAAGAUGGUCUGCCUGUGGAUGGGGCUGCCAGUACCACUGAGGUGCUUCCAGACAGGAAGAGGGUGACCACACGGAGCUACCUGCCCAUCCAGCCUGUCGACUCCGACACUGGGAGGAACUACAGCUGUGUGGCCACCAACCUGGCUGUUCCCACCGGAAAAAUCACAACUGUCACCCUGAACGUUCACCAUCCACCGACAGUGACCUUGUCCAUUGAGCCUCGCUCUGUCCUGGAGGGGGACAGAGUCACCUUCACCUGCCAGGCUCAUGCCAACCCUCCUAUUAUGGGCUACAGUUGGGCUAAAGGCGGCGUGGUGCUGCAGGGUGCCAGGGAGAGUGUGUUCACCACCAAGGCCGACCACUCCUUCUUCACCGAGCCUGUCUCCUGUCUGGUUUUCAACGCUGUGGGAAAGACCAACGUCAGCAUCCUGGUGGACGUUCACUUCGGUCCAAUUCUGUUGGUGGAGCCGCAGCCAAAAACAGUAGAUGUUGACUCUGAUGUCACCCUCAACUGCAAAUGGGCUGGAAACCCUCCGCUCACACUCACCUGGUUCAAAAAGGGUUCCAACAUGGUUCUGAGUAACAGCAACCAGCUGUAUCUGAAGUCGGUGAGCCAAGCGGAUGCCGGCCAGUAUGUAUGUAAGGCCAUCGUCCCACGGAUUGGAGUAGGAGAGACUGAGGUCACACUCACCGUCAACGGUCCCCCCAUCAUCUCCAGUGAUCCAGUCCAGUAUGCAGUGAAAGGGGAGAGAGGAGAGGUGAAAUGCUACAUUGCCAGUACACCUCCUCCAGAUAAGAUUGUGUGGGCGUGGAAGGAGAACGUGUGGGAGAAGGAGAAGGGGACGCUGCUGGAGAGGUACACGGUGGAGCAGAGCAAACCAUCAGCCGAGGGCGGCGGCGUCCUCUCCACCCUCACCAUCAACAACGUGAUGGAGUCGGACUUCCUGUCCACCUACAACUGCACGGCCUGGAACUCUUUCGGCCCGGGCACCAUGAUCAUCACAUUGGAGGAGACCGAGGAAGUCCCGGUGGGGAUAAUAGCUGGUGGGACGGUGGUCUCUACCAUCUUCCUAUUCAUCUUUCUGCUGGUCCUCGUUCUGAUCUUCUACCGGCAGCGCAAAGGCAGUCGGCGCGGGGUCACGCUGGGUAAGCCCGACAUCAAGGUGGAGACGAUAAACAAGGAGACCCACAGCUUAGAUGAGGACUCCGGCAGCGUGUCCACGGCUUCGCGCAUGGUCAAGGCCAUGUACUCGCCCUUUAAAGAUGACAUAGAGCUCAAGUCUGACCUCCGCAGCGACACCCUGGACACCCGCCAAGAGUAUGACCUAAAGGACCCCACCAAUGGCUACUACAACGUGCGAGCCUCAACUCAUGAUGAAGGUCGCCCCGCCUCCCGCUCCACCUUGCACUAUUCUGACUACCGCUCCCCUACAGGAACACCAGGGGGAGCUGCAUCUAUCAGCAGUAGUGCCGGAGGUUCCGGAGCAACGGCCAGCGGAGGGGCCCCUGGUCCCCCUGGCCCCCUCACCUCCCCUGGCCGCCCCCAGGCCUGCUAUGACCCCCGGCCCCCCAGACUCUCCCACAUCAGCUACGCCCAGUUCAACACCUUCACCCGGGGCCAGAGCCAGCAGCCCCCGCCUAACCCCGCCCCCGUUGCCAGCGACUUCCCAGGAGAAUGCAGCCUCCUGGACUCCACUUCCCAGCUGGCCUACGACAACUACGGAUACCCCUCGCAUUACCAGACCUACCGCAUGGGUUUCGCCCCGUCCAGCCUGGCCACGCUGGAGGCCUGCCCAUCCUAUGAGAUGUACGGGGUGGGAUCCGGGGUGGGACCCGGGGUGGGACCCGGAGUGGGACCUGGAGUGGGACCUGGAGUGGGACCUGGGGUGGGGGCCCUGGGGUGGGGGCCUGGGGUCGGCUUGGGUCCCGGUGGUCCUGCUCCCUCAGGAUCAGAGACUGGACUAGGAAAGUACGGCAGCUCCACCCGCUUCUCCUACACCUCGCAACACUCUGACUACUCCCACAGCCGACACACACAGAGGAUGCAGACUCAUGUGUGAGACAGAGAGACGCAUAACCACCUCACAGUCUUAGCAGAGCAUGAGGAAGCAUCUUAUAAAUAGCGUCACAUCCAAAAACACACACAAUCAUAGAUUUACACGCACACAUUUUCACACACCAACACAAACUACAGAACUCAGAAAAACAUAACACACAGACACACCCAUGCACAGAGUCAGGAGUCCAUGCCCAUGAGACAGGGAGCGUAUGAGGAAAAACGAGGAAAAAAAAGAGACGAGUGGUGAAGAAGGAGUUUUAGUGAGACAGGGAAGGGAAAUUCCACACAAUUUUGAAUUCCCUCACUCCCGAUGUGUUUGUAUAUCUGAGCUCUGAAAGAGCGGACGGCGAAAGUCACAAUCAAGACUGGGACAGAGAGCAAGAACCAGUGAGAGGACGAGAGUACACAGAUCUUUUGCUAUGAACUGACUUUGUAAAUGAUGAGCGAGAACGUCUUAAGGCAAAGCCGACUGACUGUCAAAUAUGGUACACGCUGAACCAGUGGAAGUCAUUUCUGGCCGCCAUCUUUUUUUUAUUUUAUCGCUGGUUGUCUUAUUCAAUCAUCAUAGAGCACAUAUAUAUAGUAUCCCAGAUUGCCCUUCUGUACAGUGGUACAUGCUAUCACACCUGUUCCGCAGCGUGUGGGAGUGUGUUAGGGCUGGGAUGGGGUUGGGAGGGUUGUCAUCAUUUUGCACUGCAUCUACAGUAUUCAUGCUUAGACGUCCCUUAUCUAUAUCUGUGUAAUGUCUUCUUUUUAUUUGCACACCAGACUAGAGCUUUGUAUUCUAUUUUUUAACAUUACAGAAUUAUUUUUUUGUCAAUGUAAAACAUGUAAUGUGUAUGUAUGGACCAAAUGUUUUCACGUCAGCCCGCUUAACUCGGGUCGUCUGCCUGGGUGAUUCCUCUAAGACAGAGUGACGAGUCGUGUCAAUAGCAGAGCCUGAAUUCAGGAAGGGUAUAACAGUGCAUAAAAGAAACCUAGUGCCAAGUGUUCAUGUUGUUCUUCACCUUAGACCAUGUAUAUGCAGUAGAAGCUCCUUCUAUUGGUGACAGUUGCUUUACAAAGCAGGCUUGGGGCCUUGAGUCAUUCCCAGACAUUUUCGUAGGCUGGAGCCCUUUUUUCUCUGAGCUCCUAACUACAGACGUGCAGAGACAGAGAGAAAAACACAGAUGUUGGGUUUAGAACUGAGUGGCCUUAUAGGGGAACAUGUCGUACAUUUCCAUUUUGAAUCAUUCCUCAUCGUCUGUCUGCCAAACACGGCCGGAGGAGAAUGUGUAUGGAGAGGUUCAUUGAAGGCUUGUCCACAAUAUUGACAUGUAGUAAUGUAUGACUGCGAGUGUGUGGGUGUGCGAGUGUGAGAGAGAGAUCAAGAAGGAGUGUGUGGGCAUUGGCACGCACAUCGAUUUGUACAGUGUGUUUGUAUAGAUGUGUGAAUGACUGCGUGUGAACGGGAAGCAUACUGUAAACACGCAGCGCCCGACUCGAGUGUGUGCGCGGCUAUUGUAUGCAUGCCCGUGUGUAUACAGUAUGUGUGUGCAUGUCUGUGUCUUAAGUGUGCGGGUGUGUGUUCCAGUAUAUGUCCAUAUCAUUUUCUCUCACAAUCCUGUUACAGUACUUUUAUACCUCUGGUAGGACUGUAUCCUGUAUUAUUGUGUCUUUGAAUUUAGAAAAAUCCAAUGUUUAUCUUAUUGUACUGUUCUUCGUAGCAGAGACAACUGUUCAAAAGAUGUACAACGAACGUUAUCAAACUCUCAUUUUUUAAUUUCAUUAUCUUCAAUAUUUUUUAAAAAUGGUAUGUAAUUAUUUUUCCACAGUAUUACAUAAAUAAAAGCACUGUUUU
This is a messenger RNA of Anoplopoma fimbria (sablefish), 4583 nucleotides long. It is a transcript of the gene kirrel1a, whose product is annotated as kirre like nephrin family adhesion molecule 1a. Gene Ontology annotation, cellular component: cell-cell junction. Gene Ontology annotation, biological process: cell-cell adhesion. The record is from RefSeq and is a predicted model, not a curated record. NCBI's taxonomy places the organism in Eukaryota, Metazoa, Chordata, Actinopteri, Perciformes, Anoplopomatidae. Gene Ontology annotation, molecular function: cell adhesion molecule binding.